Molecule: messenger RNA, 300 nt
Organism: Podospora anserina S mat+
Lineage: Eukaryota; Fungi; Ascomycota; Sordariomycetes; Sordariales; Podosporaceae
Exons: 2
Coding region: 1-300 (99 amino acids)
Source: RefSeq, a predicted model, not a curated record
AUGGGCGGCGGAUACUACUACGAAACAGAGCCACGUCCGCAAUACACAAGGCCCCCUCCAAGAGCAUACUACCAGUCCACCACCCGAACAAGCAGAACCGCGCACGUCAUUGACGUUGAAGGACCAGAGCGGUCGCUGUCGCCCUCUCCGACAAGAGUGGUUGUUGUGCAGGAGAAGCGGAGGCGGAGACAGCCAGAGCCGAUUGGUUGCUGGGCGUGGUUUUGUGCUAGUUGUUGUUGCUGCUGGGUGUGCUGUGAUUGCUUGAAUGAGACUUGCUGUCCGAUUCGGGAGUAUGACUGA